AUGUCGAUGGUGUUGUUUGCCUCCGUGGUUCGCGUUGCGGACGGCCUGCCUCUCUCAGCAUCCACCGACUAUGAACAGGAGAAGGACCUUCAGGAGACAAAGAGGCAUCUUAAAGGUCUCUCCAGGAAACUCAACCAGUUUCCUGACCGCUGCACACUCAAGUCUGGGCCAUACAAUGUGAAUUUCAUAUACUCACUGGGCGUUGGAUACCUGAUGGUCUGCACUGCAAAUUACCCUAAUAUGCUGGCCUUCUGCUUCCUGGAUGAGCUGCAGAAAGAGUUUAUCAUCACUUAUGACAGCAAACGCAUCAGCAGCGCCGUGCGGCCUUACUCCUUCAUUGAAUUUGACACCUUCAUCCAGAGGACCAAGCAGCGCUACAACAGCCCUCGGUCCCUGUCCCCCAAGAUCAACCUGGCUGACAUGCAGACAGAGAUCAAGCUGCGGCCGCCAUAUCAGCUUUCCCCAGAGGACCUGAAGGCUAUCAAUGGAUUCUCAGUGCGCACUGCUUCUAAAUACAAGGGCAUAGCCCCCACACAGAUGCUGCAGCCUGUGACGCUCCCUGGUAUCGUGUCCUGUGUGCUCAGUGUUCUCUGCGGAGGCCUGAACCUGCUGAGAGGAGUCCAUGCGAUCGAGAGCAUAUUACAGAAUGAUGACGAGGACUUUAAUUAUGUGAUUGCCUUCUUCCUCGGCACAGCGGCCUGUCUGUAUCAGUGCUACCUGUUUGCCUACUUCUCCGUCUGGAGGAACAGCAAGUCCUUCUUGGCGUUUGCACUCAUCUGCCUGUCCAACAUGUAUCUGUAUGAGCUGAGGAACAUUUGGCAGAUCCUCUUCCAUGUGGCUGUGGGAGCCUUCAUGACCCUGCAGAUCAGACUGAGGCAACCGCUGGGCAAAGCGCCAGACUACAAUGUCUGACAAAGACCUGUAACAGAAUAGACUCAUCCACCUUUGGUCGUGUGUCCUGGAGACACAGUGGAAACAAAAAAACAAGCCUCCCAGGUCAGGACAGAUGGAGAGACGAGCGUAUAGACGGAUGUGUCUCCAUUUGGGUUUGAAAGGAAAUGUCUGCUUCAGUCUGACUGCUUCAUGGAUUGGAUCGCCUUCCUGAA
Cyprinodon tularosa is the source of this 1106-nucleotide messenger RNA. RefSeq names its product SEC22 homolog A, vesicle trafficking protein (gene sec22a). Gene Ontology annotation, biological process: endoplasmic reticulum to Golgi vesicle-mediated transport. The transcript has 6 exons. The record is from RefSeq and is a predicted model, not a curated record. Lineage: Eukaryota; Metazoa; Chordata; Actinopteri; Cyprinodontiformes; Cyprinodontidae. Bases 1 to 912 code for a protein of 303 amino acids.